GCUGUGCGCCUGCGCGGCGCCCACUCCCGGCUGGCGUGCCGGACCGGAGCAGCCGGAGGGGCGCGCGCGCACUCGGCCUCGUGCGCGCGCGCGGUGUCACCUUGGGCGCGAGCGGGGCCACGCGCUCUCUGGACCCGGGAGCCUGGGCCCAUUGAGUGGCGAUGGCGGCGACGGCGAGUCCCGGGGCCGGCGGGAUGGACGGCAAGCCCCGUACCUCCCCUAAGUCCGUCAAGUUCCUGUUUGGGGGCCUGGCCGGGAUGGGAGCUACCGUGUUUGUGCAACCCCUGGACCUGGUGAAGAACCGCAUGCAGCUGAGUGGAGAAGGUGCCAAGACGAGAGAAUACAAAACCAGCUUCCAUGCCCUCACCAGCAUCCUGAGGGCAGAAGGGCUAAGGGGCAUUUACACCGGGUUAUCUGCUGGCCUACUGCGCCAGGCCACCUACACCACGACACGUCUUGGCAUUUAUACCGUGCUGUUUGAGCGUUUGACCGGGGCUGAUGGCACACCUCCUGGCUUUCUGCUGAAGGCCCUGAUUGGCAUGACUGCAGGUGCAACGGGUGCUUUUGUGGGAACCCCAGCGGAGGUGGCUCUGAUCCGAAUGACCGCCGAUGGCCGGCUUCCAGCUGAUCAACGCCGUGGUUACAAAAACGUGUUCAAUGCCCUGAUUCGAAUUGCCCGGGAAGAGGGCGUCCCCACGCUGUGGCGGGGCUGUAUCCCCACCAUGGCCCGGGCUGUCGUCGUCAAUGCUGCCCAGCUCGCCUCCUACUCUCAAUCCAAGCAGUUUUUGCUGGACUCAGGCUACUUCUCCGACAACAUCCUGUGCCACUUCUGCGCCAGCAUGAUCAGUGGCCUCGUCACCACUGCUGCCUCCAUGCCCGUGGACAUUGUCAAGACCCGGAUCCAGAACAUGCGCAUGAUUGAUGGGAAGCCAGAAUACAAAAAUGGGCUGGAUGUGCUGGUGAAGGUGGUGCGCUAUGAGGGUUUCUUCAGCCUGUGGAAGGGCUUCACACCAUACUAUGCCCGCCUGGGCCCCCACACGGUCCUCACCUUCAUCUUCUUGGAGCAGAUGAACAAGGCCUACAAGCGUCUCUUCCUCAGCGGCUGAGGAAGCCAGGGGCCGGAACCAGUGUGCCAGGGCUCCCAGUCACCAGCUACUCCGGUCACUGCACCCUGGGGUGGACAGCGGGAGGGCCCUGGACUCAGCUGCCCCAGGCCCCUCUAUUUAUUGCCCCUGCACAGUGUGGCUCCCCCUCCUCCUUUCAUGGUAAAGGACUUUGGUCUGUUUUGUCACCUCCUCCAGCUUGUCCUGGCCCCUGUGGCCUCUCCCUCCCUGGCUGUGCUUUGGGGAGGGGCUGGCAAAGUCCUGAGGAUUUCUGAUCUCCUCCUGGGUGUUUGCUUCAGGGAUACAGGACAGCAGAAGGCCCCUCCUCGUGGGGUCCCCAGGAAGCAGGAAGAGGAUGGGUGACCGCAGAAGCCAUCAGGAUGGCCAAGGGUCCUCAGUGGGAUGCCUCACUGGGGACUUAAUAAAUUGUAUUGGCGAUAACCACGUCCACAUCUAGAGGGUUAUGGGGGGGUAAAGGGGGAGGAGACUGGGCAAAGAAGCCAAGGCCCUCCCCCCCAACCUCUAGGAAUCAGGAACUGGAGUUUUCAGCAGAAAUUAUUAAAGCAAAAGACCCUGCUGGUUUCUGCCAA
Molecule: messenger RNA, 1693 nt
Organism: Ochotona princeps (American pika)
Lineage: Eukaryota; Metazoa; Chordata; Mammalia; Lagomorpha; Ochotonidae
Gene: SLC25A11
Product: solute carrier family 25 member 11
Exons: 8
Coding region: 162-1106 (314 amino acids)
Biological process (GO): oxaloacetate transport; succinate transmembrane transport; thiosulfate transport
Molecular function (GO): succinate transmembrane transporter activity; antiporter activity; oxaloacetate transmembrane transporter activity
Source: RefSeq, a predicted model, not a curated record